GCGUCGCCGCGCCCUGUCGCGUUCCCGCGAAAACAUAAACACAAUGUUCUUCGCCCACUUAUGAUACAACGGCGAAUUUGGUGUAUUUAGUUCAGAUUUUUUUAACGUGAAUAGUGUUUUCGUGAACGUAUUUUUUUAAGUAGUUAAUAUAUCGCCAGUACAAAGUUUAAUUCAUUGCCUUGCCUCUAUUUAGAUAUAGCUUUUGAAUAUAGUUAGGCGCGCUAGUUAGAUUUUAGGGUAGAUAUCCAAGAGAUUUUUUAUAGAAAAUAUUAUAAAAAGCAUUACAAAUGUCGUUGAUUUGUGGAGAAGCCGCCGGACCGCUAAUGUCUGAGCCAAUUUUGAGUUUAUACAAAUCACCACUGUCAGGGUGCGCUUUCCUUACAUAUUUCAACCCGGAAAGCGCUUCGAGCGCACAAUCAGCCCUCCAUGAGAAAAGAACGCUACCAGGGAUGAAUCGAGCAAUACAGGUCAAACCAGCAGAUAGUGAAAAUAGAGGAGAUCGCAAGUUGUUCGUGGGGAUGCUCAGCAAGCAACAGACGGAAGAGGAUGUACGCCAAUUGUUUACUCCGUUCGGUACUAUAGAAGAGUGCUCCAUACUAAGGGGACCCGACGGCUCGAGUAAAGGCUGCGCAUUCGUGAAGUUCAGCUCACACCAGGAAGCCCAGCAAGCUAUCACACAACUUCACGGAAGUCAGACUAUGCCUGGAGCUUCCUCCAGCUUAGUGGUGAAAUUUGCGGACACAGAGAAGGAAAGACAACUCAGGCGCAUGCAACAGAUGGCCGGCAACAUGAGUCUGCUGAAUCCGUUCGUGUUUAAUCAAUUCGGAACCUAUGGCACCUACGCCCAAGUCAUUACCGAACAGCAACAAGCAGCACUGAUGGUGGCGGCGACCGCGCAGGGCUACAUUAGUCCGAUGACUGCGCUGGCAUCGCACGCGCUCAACGGGAUGGCUAACUCAGUGGUCCCGCCUACUUCUGAGAACUUCACUGGCCUGGCGAUAGGUACAGGUGGAGGGCAGCCCCUAAAUGGGGCUUUGCCUUCGUUGCCGUCUCCGACAAUGCCUGGCUUCAACAUGGCUGCGCAGACGGCUAACGGCCAGCCACCACCGCAGGAAGCUGUCUACACCAAUGGUAUACAUCAAACUUUUACUGGACCGGUUCCAGUAACAGCCCAAGGUCUACCAAAUGGUGAGGCUGCAGCGCUGCAGCAUGCAGCAUACCCCGGAAUGCAGCCUUUCCCUGGAGUCGCUUACCCAGCGGUUUACGGUCAGUUUCCGCAGCCCAUACCACCCCCGAUGUCAACCAUUGCCCCGGCGCAAAGAGAAGGCUGCUCGAUCUCGGGCCCUGAGGGGUGCAACCUCUUCAUCUACCAUCUCCCUCAGGAGUUUGGUGACGCGGAGCUAAUGCAGAUGUUUAUGCCCUUCGGGAAUGUGAUUAGCAGCAAGGUGUUUAUAGAUCGCGCUACUAAUCAAAGCAAAUGUUUCGGAUUCGUGUCAUUCGACAACCCUGCAUCAGCCCAGGCGGCGAUUCAGGCGAUGAAUGGCUUCCAAAUCGGCAUGAAACGGCUAAAGGUCCAGCUGAAGAGGCCCAAAGACGCCAAUAGGCCUUACUAACACGAAAUGUCUUUGUUGCGCGUCUGCCCACCUCCGCCGAGGGCAGCAAUGGGCACUUUCCGGCCUCGGCGAACGAACUCACGCAACUCGAACAAUUUUAAUGAAUUUAACAGACAAGUGUAUAGCAAAUAUCAGUAACAUCUUACUAAACUAAACUAAAGCCACCGAGGCGAGUAUACUAUAUUAGUUAAAAGUAAUUAUCUAUUGAUCAAUGCGUAGAAAGCUUCAUUCUUAUCAUUAUCGAUUAAUCAUUAAAUUACUCUAUUAUAUUAUUAUACAAUUUAUUAACUUUGAUUAAAUUAUUAUUAUUAUUAAAAAUGACACGUUAUAAAAAUUUUGUCAUUCGUAAUCAUACUUCUACUUCUAAGUACUUAAACGUUUAACUGAAACUUUUAACAUAAAAUUUAUUAUACUAGUUAUUUGCUUGAACUAAGCCAAACUGAAUUUAUUAAGUAAGUUGAAAAUGUAAGAAAAAAUGUAUUUUAAUUAUUGUAUAUUGGGUAGUUUUAACUGGUCACACUCGUCUCUUUGUAUUGUUGUUUUGUUCGUAGCGUAGAUGGCGCUGCAUCGAUCGCGCGUUCCGUUCUACGUUUUGUUAGGCGUAGGUCAUUGACAAAGAUACGGUGUUGACUUUUCGCGAACACUGUUGUCUCUUUCAAGAUUCAAUUAAUGAUUACAUUAAGUACCGGUAUUUACCACUAUUGGCAUAAUAUAUUAUCCUAUAUUUUGUUAUACUUAUUAUGUGUGAGUGUCUGAUAUAAGCUGUCACGCUAGGCUGUACCAUCAUUCUGAAGCACUUAAUCUAACUUAAAAUUCCUAAAGCUGUAGGUACCUUCAUUAUGGACAUUACGAAGUCAAUCCACUAUAACUAUGUAUGACACCUAUAAAAUCGGUGGAAGCCAUUAUUAAAUUAAAACUGUAACAUAAAUAAAUCAAAAGCUCAAUUCGGAACAAACAGACUCAAUUAUUGCCGAAAGUGUUCAAAUUGUGUCUUUCAACAACAAAAUUGUACAUAUGUCUAGAUAUAGAUCAGCUUUUCAUUUCAGUUAUACAUCAGUUUUUCAUUUUCAAUUGUGGUAAGCCUAGCGACCCAAUUACCAUGUUAGUGAAUGUUAAUAUUUAACAAUUAUUAUGGAAUUGUUGUAAACAUAAAUGUUGUAAACGCUGUGUACAAAUCAAAGUGCACUUCAACAUAAAACACAAAAAGGCCUUUGUUUCAAAGAUCGUUUAUGUGUUGUAAAUUCCAAAUGGGCUGUGAUAUAAAACUAAUAUAUCAACAUAAUGGAUUGUACAGGCCGUUCGUCUUUGCAUGUUAUAUUUCGCUCUUUAUCGCUCACACACUUAAAACAGUGGCGUAGCAGGUGGCGCACCGUCGUGACACCCACCCGGUCUCUCAACUUUAAGAUCAAUGUACAAACAUAAAAAAAUCGCUAGCAUGUAUUUUUCAGGGAUUCCUCCACUAGCACAAGCUCAGCUCUAAGUAGAAUUCGGGGAUUCCCGCAAAAGAGUCUUAUGCUGUCGUAGGGGAUUCCCCGUCCAAUACUCGCGAUCUAUUAAUAAAUAAUCCAUGUCCUUUAUCAUAUAAAAUUUAUUGUUUUUUACUUUCAAUGGGGUGACACAAAUAACUUCCGCACCGGGUGCCACCCAAGGUAGCUACGCUACUGACUUAAACCCCUUUACUAAAAUACUUCAAAACUACAAACAAAUACCAUACUUUGUACAAUUAAAGAUUCGAUGUUCUCCUGAAGGAAACCGAAUUAGCAACAUCGUAGAUAGCAUUCAAUCUAUUAGUCAUAAUACAUCAUUAUCGGAGAAUUUCAACAUGCAACAUCGAAUCUUUAAAAUAUUUCCAUAUUUCAUAUCAAGUUUGUGAGCGAUUAUAUCGCCAACGCGACGUCAAUUGAAGGGGCGUGCUUUUUCAUUUUAAUUUCGUGGAUGUGUGUAAUGUGUACUUUAUACAUAAAUUAUGAACAAUUGAUGUUAAGAUGUUAAUACAACUGAAUGUCUAAGGAGACAACAGUGACAAAAGCGAAAUACAAAAUUAGGGUAAUUUCUACUGAAAAUAGAGUCAUAAUCAAAAUGUACCAAUAUACAUUUAAAUACUGAGAUACCUUAGAUGUAAACACAUGCGCGCGGGCGGAAACUAAGCUCCGGUGUGCCGGUGUUGCCAUUUAAAAACAAAAUAACAGCUCAGAAAUACUAGUCGUGUUGCACUCAACACGUUCAUAGUCAUUUUUGAAGCUUGUAUAUUAUGUAAAUAGAGGUAAUGAUAGAUAUGGACAGUGUUUUUAACACACUGAGUUUUGAAUACUUAUGCUAAAUACCAAAUAUUUUUAAAUGAAACGUAAUUUAAAAAAGGUACUUGAGCCCCCUACGGCAAGUAUCAUGCAGAAAUUACUGCAAAUACACUUAGUUACUACAGUAUAUUUUCUUCUAUGCUAAUCGAUUACGUAUAUGGCAUGGAACAUACAAAAUAAGUUUAUGAACUGAAUAAACAAUCCUAUAAAUAUAGAGCCAAAUAUCACGAUCAAUUUUAAGCUUAAAUGUGAAACUUAAAUUACAAAGCCACGCUUUCUUGUCGAAAAACCGUAAAUUUCCGUCCGCUUAUGUAUAACGCAAUUUUAGAAAAUCGCUUCUUUCAAAUAUAUUAUUUCUGCAUAAUACUGCUCAUGUGAUAAGGCUCAACAUGGUAUAAACACAUUUGGACGUAAAUAAGAAAAUGAUUAAGAAAAGUGAGGGCAAAUAAUGUUGCAUUUAAAAAGAAAUCACAUUCAUCAAAUAAGAAACGACAUAGAGAAAUUACAAAAAUAAAAUAGUAAUAUAUCCAAAAAAUCUCUUAUGAUUCUGUAGAGUUUAUAUUAUCAUAUUACCACAGAAUAGCAACAAAUUCAUGAUGAAUAUUUUAUUUAAAUAAUCAAAUUGUGUAUUCGAAAUUUAAAAAUUACCAAACGCAAUAUUGAACUAUCUUAAACUCAGAUGUGUUUAUAUCAUUAUUGCGUGCGGUCGCCACGUUUGCCACCGCCGCCCUAGUCAAAUAUUCAUUCAUCACAAACAUAGAUUUUUAUAUUUACACAAAAUAAUUAUUAUAUUAUAUGGAAUAUAGUAUUCUAGUUUAAGACGAUUAUGAUUUAACGAUAAGCUGUAAUUUGGGAGCGAAUCGUAUUACCCUCCAACUUGCUGAAACAUUCUUAUUUAAUAAUUUAAAAAAUCGUAUCUAUUAUUAAAACAUAAAUUGUUUUGUUUGAUCAAAACAUUGUUAAAUAUUAUUAUAUAUUUAUGUUAUGAAAAACUUUUAAUUUGUUUUUUUGAACGUAUCUAUGUCGUCCUUAACUCCUAUGCGGCCUGUUAAUACGAUUUCGCUUUCAAAGUUUAAAAAUGCAACGGAGGCAAGAUACUAACCAAUAAUAUUACGUAGUUAGUUGUAGUAGCUAUCCUAGCUCUUUUAUAUUAUUAGGUACACAUCUUAGUGCAAUACAUCGUUACGCUUUUUAAAAUUGUUUUAAGCGUUCUUAUGUUUUAAAAACUUUCUAUUUAUUUAUUUUAUAUUUGACGGUUUUGUACAACGGCAGAAGCUCUUUACACGUCACGAUUUUUGGACGUAGCAUUUCAAGUGAUCGUAAUUUAAUAUUUUUAUCUUGAGAAGUCUUCGUCUUAACAUUAUCCAGUCGAAGUUGAUUUGCAUACCCGAGUUCAUAGUGCAAUGCCAUCAGCAUUGGGAACAUCGGAUGACAUUGUCGGACGCAACAUGCCAGAUAAUCUGUCCGCUUGGCUAUUUAUAAGUCAGAACUAAAUGAUGCCAAAUCGGAACGUAUACUUACUUCUAGUGUAAUGAUUAUAAUAUAAUUGAUUAUAUCAUCUUGUGGAUAAGAUAGGAGUAGCGGGUUCGAUAGAUGGCUACUGAGUACGGAGCGACACGUUUGUUACAGUUAAUUAUUGACUUGUACUAUAAAAUACUUAUAUUGAUUAAACAAUUUUAAAUCCUCCAAAGUAUAUUAUGUGCCGUAACGCAUAGUUGAUAAUAAAAUAAAAUGUGUCCUUUCUGAAUAUAUAAAACAAUCGCCCGUAAAGUGAUUCUAGGAUACAGGGUAUGCUUUGCAAUUAAAUGUAUCUAAAUGUUUUGUAGGCAAUUUUCGCCUCAAACUGACUUCGGCCUUUCUCAGGUUCCGCAGCCACGGAAUAGAUAUCGAUCCCCAGACAACCGUUAUUAAUAACAAUUAUCAAAUAUAUGAUACUAGAUGUACUAUAGCAUAAUGGUGACAUAAAUAGUCGUCAUGCAUCGGCCUCCCUGGUGGCGGCGCCCGCGCCGCUUCUCUUUCGGGUCCACUGUAGUCUGUGGAAUUUUUAUACUCUGUCGUAAAUAUUGUAGCAUUACAAAACUCUUACCUUAAUUAUACUCGCAAACUUAUUGGACUUGCACUUGCUUGAAUUGAAUAAUGCAGUUAGUUCUUACAAUAUAAAUAAAACAUAAUGUGUAUUUGUUAUGGUUGUCUUUGUAAUAAUUAUAAUUUAUCUUUUAAAAUCGUAAGCUAAUUAAUUCCGUCUAUAAUUAAGUAACCCAUUUAUUACAGAAAACGAUGUUUUCAUACAAACAUCUUUGAAUACCUACAUUGUUUGGAUGUAUGCCAUGCCAUCUAAAAUUCAACAAUAAAAACUCAAACCAGUUGUUUGAUAAUUUUCACAGUGUGACAGUUGACUGUGACUGUUUCAAAUAGCUUGUAGAUUUUUUAUUUCAUUAAAGAUAAUGUGAGCGCUCCUAUAUGAAAAUAUUUCGCACAUGUAAGGUUUAAAUAAGUUUGUUGGAUGAUGAUGGAUCGUUAUUUAGAUUGAAUAAUUAUCGGACGGUGUGAAAUCAAGACACGACUUUAUGUUUGAUAAAAAAUUCGCGUCGUGGUUGUAACAGUUACGUGUCGUUACGGAUAACUGCGCUUCUAAUCACCGUUCGAUUAGAUUUUAAGAUGAAUGCCAAUACUUUUAUUAAAAACAAAAUUAGGAUUCGAAAUAAUUAUGUAAUCAUAUAUCUAUUUAUAUUAUUAAUAUAUUAAAAUAAUAUGAAGAGAGGCGCAUAGUGCUUUUAUGAAAGUAGAUCCUAGUAAAAUACAAAACGAUCUAGUCAUAUCUUCUUCUUUGAUUGAUUUUAUUUGCGUAGCAUAGUUUAGCUUCAAGCAUACUUAAACUAUUUGAAAUACUUGAGGUUUUGUUAUUACAACGUUGCUUUGACAAUUGUAUCUAUGAUUUGCUGCCUCUGACUUACAAAAUACAGCAUAUAUAAUUUAAUCGAUUAAGGUAUAAUUAUAUAUUAUUUUUGAUAAGUUAUCCAGAAUAUUGUUUCGUAUAUUCAAAUUCUUAGGAUAAGUAUAAUUCGUAGAAUUAGAAAAGAGAUGGAUAGCUUAGCCAAAGAUAAGAGUAGACAAAUUAAACCAUGUAAAGAGAUACAUUGUCAUGUGUUACGGUGACAGAAAAAUACAUUUACAAAAUAAUAUGAAAACGCCGUCCUUAUCUCUUUCAAGAAUAAGGCCAAAAAUAAAUAUUGAAACCUGCGUAUGAUGAAUGCUUUGAUUUCAGAAUCUUCAAAUACAUUCAAAAUCUAUUAUUUUAUUAUAAGGUUUGGUGUAAGUUUAGCAUCAAUUAUAACUGCAAAGAUACAUUGUUUUUUGUCACCUCGUUUCACGUCCUCUUACUCUAUUCUAAUGAUCAAAGACGGUAAAAAUUUCUGACAAUUCGUAUUUUAACAAUUUCGUAUCGCGCCUCUAGAUGAUUUGCGCAUAUUAACUUUGGCACUUUAAACUGACAAGGGAUUGGGACAAAAUCACUUUGCUACGCGCGUGAAAUACUAACACCAAACUAAUUCGCGACGAAGCGUGAGCUAAUGUCAUGAGGCAUUGGUCCCAGGUUAUUGGCCAUCGGAAAAUGGCGACUAUCUCAUUGUAUGCUCUGACGCUAACAGCGAUACUGUUAACCCAGAAUUAUCAAGUGCCAUAAUUAGUUAUACUCAAAACUGUAAAUAAUCAUAAUGUGAUUUGACAUCAUAUCUAAUUUAGGAGCUUACUAGCCUUUUGCCCCGAGUGUUCUCGGGCGGGUGACAGGGUGUCGCUGUAUAUAUCUAAGGAAAUCUCUAAGUACCACUUAUCGCUUUUAGAAACUGAAAACAGGGCGACCUUCAUCCCAGAUAGGAAUUCUUUUACACUAUAAAAUAACAUCGUUACCUCGUUUAAUGUUUGGUUAAGAUUUAAUUUACUCCAUUACAAUAAUCGCUUAAAACUAAGAGAUAAAAGUUUCACGAUGUAAAUACCUAUACAUACUUAGACGAUAUAAUUUUCUCAAUUGAAACGCAACAAACAUUAACAUUUGUCUAUACAUUGUUCUGGAUAACUUAUGGUAAUAGUUUAAGCGUAUACAAUUUGCUCUGAAGUUUCAACGAUUACUAAAGAUUUAUGCGAACUUUGAAAGACCUUCUUUAAUGAGAGCAAAUUGUAUAGUAAUAGCUAGUGGUAAAGGAGAUACCUCAGUAGGUAUAUGUGAUACGCUUGAAACCAUCGUCCAUAAAGCCUACGUAUCUUUCAAACUCGAACUGGUUACACUUGCCAUCUUUUCCUUGCAACCAAAUAGUUAGGGUAAAUUGUAUAUUGGUAAUCCAUAUUUAUACAAAUAGAUUUUCAAAUAGCGAAUAAUCGCUGAAGGGAAUUGUAUAGGAAUUGCCAGAACCAACCAAUCGCUUUUGAAAUAAAAACUGAAAUUAUUUUUGCAUUUUAGACUAUAGUACGUAUUUAAUUUAGCCAUCGUUCUGUGUAAGAGAAAUGUUUUUUCUCGUCUUAUAGAUCGAUUUGUUGUUAUUCAAUAGAAUAAAUCGCUUUUUGUAUGAAACAGCUUCAUAUUUUUGAGAGUACAAACAUGAUAUGGAUUGUUAAUUUGUACCUCAAGUAGUUAAAGGGAAUUGGUGUAACUUAGCUAGUCGAUUAAUUGUUUAAGUGGGCACAGUAUUUGUUCUUAUUUAAUAGGCUAACACUUCUUAUAGAAUGAAAAUGAUACAUGUAAUAUAACUGCGACUGUCCUCAUUUUAAAAUCUUUUGUAUUCUAGUGGUUGUUGAUAGCUGUCUGAAUAUUGCACAAAGAUUCACAGCGCAAUAAGUUCUUGUUUGUGUGUGACAGUUGACAGUUUUCUAUAUUGCCAUUAGGAACAAUUUAUUUUGCCAAGAUUUUGAAAUUACCAAUUGGGAUCGUAAUAAUUUGCGUUUAUUUUGGAACGUUUAGACGCAAACAAAUCGAUUCCAAUGUUAUGUAUAAAAAACCAACGGUACGUUAAAAUUGUUAUCGGACUAUACACUUAACUAGAUAAUCUAUUGAAUAAUGUUCCCUUGAAGCAUUUGAUAGCUAGGCUAUUUGGUAUAUCAUAAAAAUAUUGUUAUAUUUUGCCAAAGAUUGUAAAAUAAGAGAAUUAUGAUCACUUUUUGAAGCGUCGCUAGGUAAUAUUAUUUUUAAUUUUUAGUAAAAUUCAUACUGUACCUAGGCAAUUGACUGCAUUUGUCACUUUAUAUGAAACAAAUACAAUAAUGUUUUGCCUACUUUGCAUGUUUAGUUGAUAAUCCUAUUAUCGAGUUAUCUAUAUUAUGUAUCAAAACAUAUUUGAAACUAAAUAACUAUUCAAUUAUUUAUUAUUAUACACUUAUUACGUUUAGUAUGCUAGAAAUAUGAGGAAGGAUAAUAAAUAAUUUUAAUUAUAUUA
Molecule: messenger RNA, 9333 nt
Organism: Pieris rapae (cabbage white)
Lineage: Eukaryota; Metazoa; Arthropoda; Insecta; Lepidoptera; Pieridae
Gene: bru3
Product: CUGBP Elav-like family member 4
Exons: 14
Coding region: 288-1613 (441 amino acids)
Biological process (GO): mRNA splice site recognition; regulation of alternative mRNA splicing, via spliceosome
Cellular component (GO): cytoplasm; ribonucleoprotein complex; nucleus
Molecular function (GO): mRNA binding
Source: RefSeq, a predicted model, not a curated record